UUUCAGUUCUUUGUUGUUCCGACUGUGUUCACAGUGUGCUGUAUCAUAUCUGGUCUACUGGCUACGAUCGUUGUACUGGGGCGACUAUUCAGUGCACCGAUCGCCUACAAGGACUUUCUGAAUAUGCGUGAAAAGAUGCUGAAUCGGCAAGAUUCGAUUGACUGUUUGAAGCGUCAGCGUUCGUAUUCUGGUGCAUCGUCAGUGUCUGUUACCUCAGAAGACUAUCUACCGAAGCCAUUGUGUAGACGGCACUCUGUCAGUCAUAACAGUCUCUGUUCACGACCACCAAGUGUGAAUCGAAAAUACAGCUACGCUUAUUCACACUACAAUGCCUGUGAUUCUGAUGAAGGCGAACAACACUAG
This is a messenger RNA of Haemonchus placei, 363 nucleotides long. The record is from the annotation of a GenBank genome assembly. NCBI's taxonomy places the organism in Eukaryota, Metazoa, Nematoda, Chromadorea, Rhabditida, Trichostrongylidae.